This is a messenger RNA of Radiomyces spectabilis, 2812 nucleotides long. RefSeq names its product kinase-like domain-containing protein. The transcript is spliced from 6 exons. Lineage: Eukaryota; Fungi; Mucoromycota; Mucoromycetes; Mucorales; Radiomycetaceae. The record is from RefSeq and is a predicted model, not a curated record. The coding region runs from base 132 to 2636 and encodes 834 amino acids. Gene Ontology annotation, molecular function: protein serine/threonine kinase activity; tau-protein kinase activity; ATP binding. Gene Ontology annotation, cellular component: cytoplasm. Gene Ontology annotation, biological process: microtubule cytoskeleton organization; protein phosphorylation; intracellular signal transduction.
AAAAUUAUUUGGAGCGAGUUUUUUUUGCGAGGGCAAAAACGGUUUGGCAAGUCGGUCCAGGUGACACAAAGACAAAACAAGAAGUCAAUGAGCUUGCUGUUGCAAUUCUUGGCCAGCUUGUUCCUCCCAUCAUGACCUAUACCCAUUCCUCUUUACCCUCACUAGAUCCUUCCGUUGCCAUUCACCACGUUCCCGAACACAUGGACACUACACAUACACAUCACCGUCUCAUCGACCAUGUCCCGUGUACAGACCAAGGAACAACAGCACUGCCCAACGACUUGCCAUCAUCAGAUCAACCGACCAUCCGUACCACCAGACCAUCGUCAGACAACCCCACCAUUCGACGUGAAGGAUCCAGAAAGUCGCGGGUCCAACGAAUACAUAACUAUAUAAUUCACCAAAAAACGCUGGGAGCAGGAAGCAUGGGUAAAGUCAAACUUGCAGAGUGUAUCACCGAUUCACAUCAUCAAAAGUAUGCGGUUAAAAUCAUGCCCAAAGUGGAUUUGGCCGUCCUUGGCGCAGGGGAGGAGGAAUCGGCAGGCAAGGAUCCGAAAGAUGCACCCAGAGAACGUGAACUGCGCACGAUACGAGAAAUGGCUAUUAUGCAUUUAUUGCGUCAUCCCAAUAUUUGCCAGUUGAAAGAGUGGAUUACGGAAGGCGAUCAGUAUUACAUGUUCCUGGAAUAUGUCGAUGGCGGUCAACUGCUCGAUUACAUUAUCAGUCACGGAAAACUACGAGAGAAGCAAGCAAGAAAAUUUGCCCGCCAGAUCGUGAGCGCAUUAGAUUAUUGCCACCGCAAUUCCAUUGUGCACCGAGAUCUAAAAAUUGAGAACAUCCUUAUCACGCAGGACGAGGAAAUUAAAAUUAUCGAUUUUGGGUUAUCCAACAUCUACUCGCCCAAUCGACUAUUAAACACUUUUUGCGGCUCGCUCUACUUUGCUGCACCGGAAUUACUGCAAGCCAAGCAUUACACGGGCCCGGAAGUCGAUGUGUGGAGUUUUGGUGUCGUUUUAUACGUCCUUGUCUGUGGACGCGUACCGUUUGAUGAUACCAGUCUGCCGGCGCUACAUAAAAAAAUCAAAGCAGGACAAGUCGAAUAUCCAGAGCAUCUCAGCAAAGAUUGCGUGGAUUUAUUGUCAAAAAUUCUUGUGGUGGAUCCUGCGCAACGUGAAUCGUUAUCGUUUGUACGUGAUCACCCGUGGAUGAACAAAGGGUACGAUGAACCGAUUUGCAACCAUUUACCUCAUCGGCAACCUAUCCAAUCGAUCGAUAUGGAAGUCGUGGAAGGUAUGCAUGGAUUUGGUUGGGGUUCGCCAGAGGAUAUUCGCCAUCGGCUGGAACAGAUCUUGUCGUCGACGGAAUAUCAAUCCGCGGCAGCCCAAGUGGAACGAAAUUAUCAUCUACAGCAUACCGUGCCUUCGUCUAGUCCUUCACGUUGGCGACGCACAGGGUCCAUUAAACGAUCACAACGACAACAGCAGAUAUCGGACGACCCGCAAUCAUUGCCAGCCAUGUAUGAUCCCCUGGUAUCCAUCUAUUAUCUCGUCAAGGAAAGAAAGGAGUAUGACGAAAGAGCACGACUCAUUCGCACCAUCAGUCCCGAUCUUGCAUCGCUCGAUUCAAUACCUGCUACCGCGCCUCGUCUGAGCCCGGAACUCAAAUAUGGCGGUUCGCUUUUGCGACGAAAGACGGAUCGUACCGUGAAAUCCGCUGAUCGAGAACCCGCCAUUUCCAGGCUGGCCACUCGGCCUCUCAGUCGUGCCAAAUCCGUUCAGAACCCAACCGAACGUCCAUCCAAACUGCUGGAACGAAGUAAAAGUGCCGCCAAACGAUUCGGAUCCAUCCUUGCAAGUCACUCUCCCUCCUCGGAUGACAAAGAUCGCUUGGAAGUACCCACACUUUCGCCCGCCUCCUCUCUGUCAGCUCCUCUGAAAAAGACGUUCAACUUGUUACGAUCUCAAUCACUCAGCGAUCGAAAACGCGACCGUUUCGCCAAAACGGAACCGUCUCCACUGAUAACUCGCGAAAAAACAGCGAUGGAUGGCCAUCGAUUCAAUGCUGCCAACCAUGCACCCACCACGCACCCCCGUUUCAUUGAAGAUGAUUUUGUGACGGCAAUGGUUACAUCGGUGACGACCGGUUCUGGCAGUUCAAAUGAAAAAAACGAACAGGCCCCGAAAGUGGGAGUUCAUCCAAAAAGUUUGUUUAACUUCAAUCGCAGACAUCUGUUCCGGGUACGAGCUUCCGAUAUGAUGGCAGAGCUGGCACGAUUGUUUCCUUCCCUAGAGAUUAUCGCGCACCAAGCUACCGAUGAACCUUUUACGUUUGAUUGCGUAUGCCCGUACCCCACGUGGCAAAAGUUUUUGAAAAUCCUGGCCGAAGUCGAUGUCCACACUCAGGAACCGGCAGGUCACGAAAAUGAAUCUCCUAACGCUCCGUCGGCAAUGACAGAAGACCGAGAACCACUCAAGUUUACCGUGAUGAUUUAUCAAGCGCGGUGGGCCGGUGGUCGAUUAGGUAUCAAAGUGAAAGAAGCCGAAGAUGAAGCCACCAAGGCCACCCUGCGGGCGAAAGCGUAUCGAAACAUCUAUCACACUCUGCUGGAUGAACUCGGUAAAAAGAGUUCAGCCUAAUGCUACCAAUUUCUUUUUAUUCGCUAGAUACAUCUUGAUAUACCUUUUUCUACCUGUAACUGUACUAGUACCAUCUUACUUUAUAUAUUUUAUCACAAUCCCAAUAUCUCGUCCAUUGUCCAUUAAAAAAACCCAGAACAGCUUGAAUUCCUGUCAAUUUCAGUGGAACUCCGCCA